Messenger RNA from Schistosoma mattheei, 1637 nucleotides. The record is from the annotation of a GenBank genome assembly. Lineage: Eukaryota; Metazoa; Platyhelminthes; Trematoda; Strigeidida; Schistosomatidae.
GGGUGAUUUCAAAGUACUGUGUCCCGAGGUUCCUUUUUAAAUUUCCGUUUCACUGAAAACUGUCAUGAAAUCGUCAUUAGCAUAGUAACCGAAUUUCACACGCAAAACACAACGAUAAGGCUUGUUUUAGUUCAUGUUAUACGCCGGGUACGGCUAUAAUAAUAAUGGAUAAAACUCGAGUGGGAACAUCCUUUUCAAAAUAUGAGCAACAUGACGAAAGUUUAACAUCAACGGCUCUUACGUCCAGAAUACUAGAUAACUUAAACGUACUUAAAUGCAAACUGGACCCCGAUUUAGUUAACAAUAGUAGAUUAUAUCAUGACGAAAAAAGUGGUUUUGGUUUUAACGAAUCGAAACCUUUUGUACUCAAGUUUGUUGAGCAGAAAAAUAAAUUAUUCAGAAACCAAGCAAACCAUGAAAACAUCAAUGCUACUCCUAUCAAUACAAUAUCCCAAGGUAAAAAAUCUUCUGUAAAGAAAAGAAAAUUCUUACCAAAAUUAAAUCGUACUGAACAUUUACUAGCAAUAAUUCCUAAAACUGGAACAGUCAACAAAAUCUCGAUUGAUUAUCAAGUUAACCAACAGAAUCCCUAUAAAACAACAAUUGAUUCUUCUAAUGAAUGUAAUAUUGAUCAUCAAAUACAUCUUCAGUUCAAUACUAAUGAUAUUCAUAACCAAUUGAAAAUUAUAUCUUACUGUAAAAGUAAACGAAUGAAAUUUGAAGCAAUUUAUCCAAACACAAAUGUAGAUAUAACAAAGAACUUAACCAAUUUAAUUCAAUUGGAUCCAAAAGAAGAGAUUGUUGUUAGUGAAUAUCAAGAUGGAGAUUUUACAACGACUGGAAUUCAAGGACAGAAUAAAUUUGAUUAUAACUUGAUUAAAAAGAAAACAAUAGAAAAGAAUACUAUGAAAAGAAAGCAUCUUCAGUCUAUUACAGAAAAGGUACCAAUUCUAUGUUCUAAUACAACAAAGAAAUGUUGUUCAUAUGGUAUACGUGAACCAAUUGAACCUUGGUUCCCGUUAGAUUCAUUAUUAGAAGAAAAUAGUCGGGUUAACCAGAAAACAAAUUCAAAUUUACGCUUGAAUCGAUCUAAAAGUUGUGAUAUUAAUAAUUUCAAAUUACCAUGGCAACCUGAAUUCAGCAACUUAUAUCAUAGUUCACCGAAUUUAAUGAAUCAACCAACUGGUGAAUUGGUUAUCAAUCAAAAUUUUUCAAGUAUAUUACAUGAAUUAACCCAACAAAGAAAGUUAAUAUUAGAUAUGGAAGAUCAGACUAUUGAUAAUCUGGAAGACAAGAUAUCACCAGAAGAUUAUAAUUCCAACGAAAAGAAUAAAAUCUUUACAACAAUCCAUUCGAAUGAUGAUUGUAUUGUACAUACUACUAAUAAUCACAUGGAUGAUUUGGAAACAAUUUCUCAUAAAAAAUCAGUGAAUAUAUCUAAUCACCAUGACAACAAAACUCCUCAAAAUUUAAAUAAUCCAUCUAUAACAACUACAAAAUCGAUUCAUUUAAAUUUAUCUGAUAUAGAAUUAUAUAAACAAAAUCAAUUAAAAAUCAAUAAUAAUAAUAAUAAUAAUAUACAAAUUGAUUGGAUUAAAACAAUCAAAAAUUACCAGAAAAUAUUGAACCAGUUUUAG